AUGGGCAUUAAAGCGGCAUUGCCUACCUAUGAGCUGGGGCUGUACGCCCUGGUUGUGUCCUGUGCCAUCGCUUACAGUGGGCAGGAGAUCUUUGAGAGCUCCAGAGAUAGCAUGAAUCGAAAAGCUUUCCGCGAAAACAUAAAGCCAGGAUGGCAUUAUUUUGGCAGGAAAAUGGAUGUAGCCGACUUCGAAUGGGCCAUGUGGUUUACGUCGUUCAGAAACUUCAUCCUGUUUGCUCUUUCAGGGCACGUCCUUUUUGCCAAGAUCUGCUCCAUGGUGUCUGCUCAGCACAGGUCUGUGGUGUACAUGAUGUACGGCAUUCUGGCUGUGCUGGGAACCAUGGGAAGCAACUACCUGAUGGUCAUCCUGUCCCACUGCUUGGUGCUCUACACCGUGGGGCUGGCUAAACAGAGGUGGCUAUGUUUCAUCGCUGGUCUCUGCAGCCUAGCUUCAUUCAAGAUCGAACCCUUCAGCUCCUGGCAGAAUGGCUUUGUAACAGGAACUUUCGAUCUUCAAGAUAUUCUCUUUUACGGGGGGAGUGGAUUCACCAUCAUGCGUUGCAUGAGUUUCGCCCUGGAGAACUGCGAGAGGACAGAGGGAAAUUAUUCUGUCUUUGCCCUGCUGAAAUACAAUUUCUACCUCCCCUUCUUCUUCUUUGGACCUGUCAUGACUUUUGACCAAUUUCAUGUCCAGGUUCACAACCAUGAGCUGCAGCGUAAAGAUCGCGAGAUGUGGCACAUCAGCAUCCAUGCUGCCGUCCACCUCACAGCCAUUGUGGCUGUGGAUGUUUUUUUCCACUUCUUCUACAUCCUGACCAUUCCUUCGGACCUGAAGUUUGUGAACCGUCUCUCCGACUGGGCGCUGGCUGGCCUGGCAUACUCCAACCUGGUGUAUGAUUGGGUGAAAGCCGCCGUGAUGUUUGGGGUCAUCAACACCAUUGCCAGGCUGGACCACCUGGACCCACCGCAGCCACCCAAAUGCAUCACGAUGCUCUACGUCUUUGCGGAAACGCACUUCGACAGAGGGAUUAACGACUGGCUGUGCAAAUAUGUCUACAAUUAUAUUGGGGAGGACCAUGACAACAUCUUGAAAGAACUGAUGGCCACCAUCUCCACCUUUGCCAUCACCACCCUCUGGCUGGGUCCUUGCGAAAUCGUCUAUAUCUGGUCCAUCUGCAACUGCUUUGGCCUCAAUUUUGAGCUGUGGGUGCAACAGUUCUUUCAGCUGAAACCGUUUGCUGAAAAAGAGGCCAAUAUGUCGGAGGCCACGUCUCGGCGAGUCAGAGGCAUCUUUGGGGCAGCUAAUUUCUGGGCUAUUGUCCUCUACAACAUCCUUGCCCUCAACAGCCUGGACUUCGCCCUUCUUGUGGCCAAGAGGAUCUUCUUCACUG
Python bivittatus (Burmese python) is the source of this 1390-nucleotide messenger RNA. The record is from RefSeq and is a predicted model, not a curated record. Lineage: Eukaryota; Metazoa; Chordata; Lepidosauria; Squamata; Pythonidae.